CUGGCGGUGGAGCUCGGCUCAGAGAGGAGCGGGGCUGAAGUGAGAGGAGCUCCGGGUCUCUCGUGCGGGUGUCCUGAAAUGCGUGCGGCUUCCGCGGAGAGAACAACGCGUCGUUCCGCCCCGCGUGUCCCCCUCCUCCACGAGCACCGCCGCUCCGCCGCACGUUACCCCCAUGUGAGCCGCCGGCAGAGCCCGGCACUUUCCCCCCCAGUCCAGCCCCCCGUGAACGCUGCGCUCUUUCCUGGCGAGGCCGACCUGACUAAUCAUCCGAGGUGUCAAGCUGGUACCUGUCCGAUGUCCUCUCCGCCCUCAGUGUGAUGCGCCAUGGCUCCGGUGGUGAGUGGAGUGUGGUGGGGGCCGGAGGCGGGGGUCGUCGGGUCGGGGAAGGCAGCUGCCGACGGCGCGGCGUCCUGGCUGGGGAGCGGGCAGCUGGUCCUGGUCGUCACCCUCGGCGUCCUCACCACUUUGCUGCUGGUCUCGGUGCUGCUGCUGCUGUGCGCCAGCUGCCAGGGGCAGAAGAAAGCAGCAAAUGGACAUCCGGCAGGAGACCAUGAGAACCUCAUGAAUGGAGUGUCAGAGAAGGAGACGAUCAGCCAAUCGGCAGACAGUCCGGUGACUGACUUGGCCGUCAGCAGCUCGCACAACGGUCCCCUCACCAGUGGUACAAUCCUCUCAGACACCCAGGACACCAGUCCCCAGCUGUCGGAGGAGAUGCUCUCCAGCCAAUCAGAGCUCAGGUCCUCCAAGUGUCCUCAGGACCGCGAGCUUCCCAGUAUCCCUCCCAACAACGCGCUCAUGGGGGACGGACCCCCGGCCUCGGGGGACAGCACUUAUGAGGUGGUGAAGGAGAUGGCGGCGGCGUCGCGCGACGUCAGCGUCGAGGACUCUCUGUACGAGACGGUCAAGGAGCUGAAAGACCCCCCGGCACACCUUGGCCUCCCCAACGGUACCGCCCAGCCCGGCCCCGACGACGAGCCCCCUCGCCACCCCGCCGCCGCGCUCCUCAACGGCCACCUCAGCCCCGGCACGCCCGAGCGGGGGCCGCUGUGCGCCGGCGUGGAGUACGCCUCCGUGGACCUGAAGAAGAAGAGCCGCCACAGCGUCAACAUGGAGGCCAAGCGGCGCUCCGACAACGCCGCCCUCCUUCCGAACAAGCCGGCGGAAGAAGCCGAGGAGGAUCUGCCUCCGCCGGUGCCGGAGAAGGUUCUGGACGAGAACGACAACCAGCCGGUGGCGAUGAAUGGGCUGGUGGAGGCCGGGCUGCACAACGGAGAGUUGCACUCCCCCCUGGCUUCUCCACCGGGCUUCAACAACCAGGUUCUGUCAAACAGUGAGUCGGAGGUGUACUCCACCGUAAACAAAACAAACUGUGACGACGGCGCCAGCGAGGAGGACAAAGAGCACGACUACAGCAGCAUCGCCGAGAUCAAGGGCCUGGUCCCGGCCUCCUCCUCCAGCGACCUCUACGCCACCGUCCGGGACAUCUACGCCCAGCCCGACGACCCCCGGGCGGGAGACGACCCCCCGCCCGACGGCACGGACCCCGGCUACGAAACCAUCCGCAUCCCAAAGACUGGCAGCCUGGACGACGUGCGCAGGGCGGCGCCCGGAGCCGAGGGCGCGGACUCGGCCAAGACGGAGCCGGACUACGAGAGCGUGGGGGAGCUGGGCCUGAGCCGGGAGACCUCGCGACUCUGAGUCCCUGUCGCUCCCCCAUCAUGCUCCAGCGCCAACGCUUUUCCGUACAGACACCGCUGCAGCUUUAAACUCGCUAUCAAGUGUACUUUGAGCACAUGGCUUAGGGGGACAGACAACGCCACAGCAUCCAUCAUCCACGCAUGAGCGUCCUCAUUACAGCCUGGGUACGGUUUAUCAUAUCUGAACUUGACUGUUUCUAAUUUAUCAACCAGGGUGAAUGUCUUUGGUACUGGUAGGCCUUAAAAACUCUUGAUUGUGGACGAACAUCAAAUAAUUAAAACAGGAAUAAAGAACUAAAUCCCAACAGACACGCAGCGUUUCAAGAGUAAGCUGGAGACAUUAUCAGUAUCGGUUAACAAAAAGAAGAUACGGGGAAUUCAGUCAGUGCCAUAUGCUCGUGAAAACGUCACUCGCUCUUGCUCCACAUGUGAAGGUAACAUCUUUCUUAUCCCCUCUUUCUCCCUCUGCAGCUGCUCGUCCUCUCAGCUUCCUCCAGGUGACUCAGUGUCAUGUUUUAUUGAGGUGUCAGAUGAUGUAUUUCCAGGCUGUUCCUUGUCAGGUUGGCAGCUCCUCCACUGUGCAUUCUUCCCUUUGAAAUCCCUGUGUGGGUGUGAAAAAAAGAAGGAGAGAAGGAAAAAAAAAAAAAAAAAAACUCAACCUGAUCUGCGGCCAAAUGGUUAGCAGAAACAAAGAUAGCGUUUGAUAGAUGCUGUCAGACGGAGCUGAUGGCUCCGUGGCUGCGCGUCCUUUGGCUACGGCGAUGCUCGGCACGCGGAUGAGCUGAAACGCGCCGCAGGAGGCGCGCAGCCGUCUUCACAACCAAAAUGGAGAACACAGGGUGUGAGGGAAGAGUUAUCACAGUCUAUGAAAGGAUCUCUAAGAAGUUUUUACCAUCCAUGUCAAUAUUUCUUUUUUUCCUUUUUCGUGGAAUUCAUAUUUAUUUGAAGACGCAUAUCGUUGUGUAAUUGUGAAAUGUUUCAGGACGUGUCUGUUAGAGAAGAGUAAAUAGGAUUUUAUAAACGUUUCUAGCAUUUUUAUUGAGAUACUAAAUGGAAGUGAGUUGUGAGGACAGUUUGGUACGCUUUUCUCAUUGUUUAAAAAAAAAAAAAAACGUAUGCAUACAGGUAGAAGCCAAUUCAGAACACCUUUAAUGUGACAACAAACCUGCAUUUGUUUUGUGUUUGGUUGUAUUUUUUAUGUUUCUGUUAAGUCUACUUUUGGUACAAAGAUCGUCAGUUGGCAUUGAAGCACAGUGUUUGAUAUUACGGUACUGCAUUUAAACACAGAGCAUCGUCACAAUCUAGCUAAAUGUCUGCACAAUUUCAGCACCUGAAGCUUUUAAGCAGAGAAAACCGUACUUAUACGUUUGUAGCCUGUACUGACGACAUGCCGACCGAGGCCUGUAUAUAGUUAGAGCACUAUUUUAACCAACUGUUACUUGCUGGAAAUUUUCUGUAAGCUUUUACUUAUUUGUACAAUGUCCAGAGUGGUAUAAUUAAAAACAAACAAGUGUGUUAGAGCCACUGAUGUGCUACGGGAAGCUGAAACCUCGUUGUCGAUAAGCUUUUUAUAUCUUAUUGUUGCUCAAAGCAUUUAAUCUAUAACAGGUAGUAAAA
Messenger RNA from Salarias fasciatus (jewelled blenny), 3314 nucleotides. It is a transcript of the gene pag1, whose product is annotated as phosphoprotein membrane anchor with glycosphingolipid microdomains 1. The record is from RefSeq and is a predicted model, not a curated record. Bases 325 to 1698 code for a protein of 457 amino acids. Gene Ontology annotation, cellular component: plasma membrane; membrane raft. NCBI's taxonomy places the organism in Eukaryota, Metazoa, Chordata, Actinopteri, Blenniiformes, Blenniidae. The transcript has 9 exons. Gene Ontology annotation, biological process: negative regulation of T cell activation; intracellular signal transduction.